AUAAUACAAUGAAUGCAAGGUUUUUUUCCAAAAUUUGUGGUUUACACUUUAUACACCUUAAAGAGUCAUGAAACCCUAAACCAAAAUUUCUGAGAUUUUAACAGAGGUAUGUGUGUUGAACACCACUGAAGACAAUGUUAGCAUCUGUUAGAUUUAAUAGUAGGGGGGAAAUGGUUAAAUUUUAGUUUUUAUACGCUAUUUUCGUCUUCCGGGUUUAAAAUCUUCAUCCUGUCCACGUCACAGGCUGUGACGUGGCAGAGCACGAUAGUACUUUGAUGACUCAUCGGUGUCUCAUAAUUAUUAAUGAGACUGAGUUUUUUAUCCAAUGAGAAGACACUCUCUUAAUUAUUCAUGACACCACGUGGAUCUUCCCAACGACAGACUUGUCAAGCAAGCUGUGAUAUCGCGCAGUAGAUGAGUGAGGCGAUCAUGGGACGCAAGUGUUUGUUUUCGUGGUGCAAAAGUUCAAAUGGGUUGCAUAUGUUUCCCCGCGAUGCUGCCAGGGCUAGACUCUGGCUGCGGGCGGUUGGUUGGCCAUCAACCACGGACACAUCCAGAUUAUAUGUGUGCAGCAAACAUUUUUCGAGAGAGAGCUUCGAGAAUUGGAGAAUGGUGGACUUUGGCCUUGUUGACUACCAAUGCAAGUUGCGUCUCGCGAUUGAUGCGGUGCCAAGUCCCGAGGACUUUUCUAUACUUUCAGAGGUAUGUGUGUGUCUAAAAUUUAAACCUAUUCGUUUUACUUGCCUUUUGUUAAAUAAGCGCUCGUUAUUAAAAUAUUUGAUAUUUCGAUAGUACCUCAAUUGUAUGCUUAAUUCGUGUAAUUAAAUAUGUAAUAUAUUUAAAUAUGUUUGGGAAGUCUUUGGAAAUUAAUAUGUUUGUAUUGUCAGCCUAAACUGUGUUGCGAGAUGGCGUGUCAGACCGAACAGCCCGCCAAAAAAGAUGCUGCAUGUCAAACCCAUCCCGACAUGAAGCAUAUGUCAACGCAACAUCGCUGGAAACCUGAACGAAGGAGCAAGAGCACUCAGGUGAAGCAACAGAAAAGGCAUGUUGGUUGCAACACUUCCACACCAUUCAUACCACUAGAAAAAGGUCCUCUUGCAACCUCUACCCCUUUGAAAAGACCCAGAAGAGAGGCUGAGGAUUCUGAUUGUAGUUUCCAACCAGGAAUGACUGACAGCAGCAUCUAUAAUGAGAGCACUGUAAUUGCAACACCACCCCAUAUAAUGAGGAAAUUCAUUGUUUAUGAGGAAAACCUCAUGGACCUGUUCAAGAAUUGCCCUGCCUGCUCGAGACACUGUGCAAUAAAGAGCAGAACAGUGGGUACAGUUCUACAUGUGGACCAGACCUGUGUUCAUUGUGAACAUCACAAACAGUGGGCCAGCCAACCGUAUGUCAAGAACAUACCAGCUGGGAAUCUGCAGCUUGCUGCUGCUGUGCUCUUUAGUGGCUCAUCCUUCUUGCAAGUCACCAAGUUUAUGCAGGCAUUCAACAUUCAGGGGAUUUGCCACACUACAUACCUGAAACACCAAAGGACAUUCCUAUUCCCAACAAUCAAUUGGCAGUGGAAACAGCAUCAAAAUACUGUGAUUGCAGAAGCACUCAAAGGAAGGAAUGUAGUUCUGGGUGGGGACAUGCGUGCUGACUCACCUGGACACAGUGCAAAGUAUGGAACAUACUCGCUGAUGGACCUCAGAGCAAACAAGAUCAUGGAAAUUCAGCUCAUUCAGAGCAAUGAAGUCGGCAACAGUCAGCGUAUGGAGAAGGAAGGUUUAGAAAGAAGCCUGAGAGAGCUAGAGCAGAGAGGAGUAACUGUGCGAAAGAUUGUCACUGAUAGACAUCCUGGUGUGAUGAAGUUCCUCAGAGAGAGUAGACCAAGCAUUUUGCACAGAUAUGAUGCAUGGCACAUGGCAAAAGGUGUUGGCAAGAAAAUUGAUGAGCUUGCAAAGCAAAGAAGCUGCAAAGAGGUUGGCCCCUGGAAAAAAAGCAUCGUGAAUCACCUUUACUGGUGUGGAGCCUCAUCAUCAUCAGGAAAGGAAAUUGUUGCAAAAUGGAGAUCUGUUGUUAACCAUGUACAAGAUAUCCAUGAGCAUGAAGGUGAAUUCCAAAGAUGCCAGCAUCCUCCUCUUGUUGGUGACCAGGCAAGACAGUGGCUUAAACCAAGUACUGCUGCAUGUGAAAAGCUCACUCAGGUCAUCUUGGCACCCAAGUUGCUGAAAGACCUAGAGAACCUAAGUUCUGACUUCCAGACAUCAGGACUGGAGUCAUAUCACAGUCUGAUCCUCAAGUUUGCACCAAAGAGCGUGGCAUUCUCUUUUGUGGGGAUGUUGUGCCGGACUCAACUUGCAGCCAUGCACUACAAUGAAAAUAGCGGAAGACCACAAGCAACAACAGCUGCAGGGGAGCUCCGAUGGCAUAUGCAGUAUCCACGCUACAGAAGAGGAGAGUACACAGUACGACUUCUGAAAAGAAAUCCCACAUUUGAAUAUGUUGACAGAUUGCAGGAUCUGCUUUUUGAAAGUGUGUUGGAGCAGCCACAACUGUUUCAGGAAUCUCUAAAAGGACUGCAAGUUCCUGACCACCUCUGCACACAGUUUCAAAGACCUGAAAAGAGUGAAGCUGUUGCACAACACACGUCACGAUUUAGACCACCUUCUGUCUGUCUGUGA
Molecule: messenger RNA, 2666 nt
Organism: Carassius gibelio (silver crucian carp)
Lineage: Eukaryota; Metazoa; Chordata; Actinopteri; Cypriniformes; Cyprinidae
Exons: 10
Coding region: 906-2666 (586 amino acids)
Source: RefSeq, a predicted model, not a curated record